Egretta garzetta (little egret) is the source of this 8712-nucleotide messenger RNA. RefSeq names its product catechol-O-methyltransferase (gene COMT). The record is from RefSeq and is a predicted model, not a curated record. Gene Ontology annotation, molecular function: catechol O-methyltransferase activity; magnesium ion binding. The coding region runs from base 1360 to 2148 and encodes 262 amino acids. Gene Ontology annotation, biological process: dopamine metabolic process; catecholamine catabolic process; developmental process. Gene Ontology annotation, cellular component: membrane; axon; dendrite. The transcript is spliced from 5 exons. Lineage: Eukaryota; Metazoa; Chordata; Aves; Pelecaniformes; Ardeidae.
UUUACUGUUUUAAGCUCUUUUCUCCACAGUCCAGCAGUAAAAUAAAUUAUCAGUUAAUUUUUAACUGUGGGUGGCAUCAGGGAUCAUGCAGACACAACCUGUCAUGGUUUCACAACCAGCUUUCAACCAGUCAGGAAAUUACUGUCAGUAAAGCUGGAGUGCAGUUUUGCUUAUUUCGUUCCUUGUUCUGCUUGAUGUCUGGAUUCUAAGAAAAUAUUUGUUGAGCUAAAGCUCUGUUACACAUGGAAGGGAUACUUCAAAGUUAUUCUGUAUUGACUUUGGAUACUAUGCUAUAUUGCAGGGUCUUAGUUUAGAAUUACUAAAACCACUUUGAUCUUCACCUACCUCUUUUCCCCCACAAUUCUUUAUUCAAUUCAUCCACUUAAAAAUUUUUAUUCUUCUCUUGUCAUGCUCUCAGGUAGUCCCCAAUUCUUUCAAGGACCUCCCCCCUCAUGUGACAAAGCCUGUUUUCAGUUCUUCAGCUCCCGUUUCUAUCACAUUUGAUACAAAUACUUUAUUUGAAUCUUUAAAAAGUUUCUAGGCUAGAACUUCAAAUGCUCACUGACUAGGUCUGAGUUUUGUAGUGAGAACACAACAGACUUUGUGUUUGUUUUUUGGUUUUUCGUACUAUUUUGUGGUGCAAUUUAACUGGAGCUUUAUAUUGUGUCCACCUCAAAGGAAACAAUAUAGACAGUCAAGCCAAGAACAAGGUUUAUUAGAAUAAGCUGCCUCUUUUAUCUUAGAGCUCUUUGUAGCAGAAUAUUUUUCCAACUAGAAGCCAUAGAAAUUCAAGUGUACUAUUUAUAAUGUAUCGAUUGCACCUCUUUCUGUAGUUGCUGUUAAGCAAUUUCUGUACAUACCUCUCCUCCCCCCAGCAGCACUCUAUAUUUAACUCACAUGCCUAAGACUUGUUUCUAUGACUUCUGCACUGUCUAGCAUGCCACGUCUGUGCUGAAAAAAGAACUAAAUCCCUUGGGCCAAAUUCAUUCCUGGAGUUGCUUGAUUGACCACAGUGCAUUUACAAUGAGCACAGAUUUGGCUCAUACCUGACUUUGUCAACAUUCACUGUGCUGUAACUAAGUAACAAGAACACUGUCAUUAGGGGACAGAUGAAUAGCUUUCUCUAAGGUUAUUAGAGCACUGAGCACCUUUAAGGAGUGCAGAAAUCUAUGAAAGGAGGAGCUGGGGAAAAGGACACCGCUCCUUUUAGAGCCUGUGUAACAGAACUGAUAAGCUAUUCCUGUGAUGUGAUCGAAUGUGACUGAAUACCGCAGGCUCUUGGACUCUUAUUCUAUAAAAUCCACAUCAGAGCAGCAGAGGAAAAGAUCGGAAGGAACAGCUUCUGCUGUACUGAGAAAGAUGCUGGAGAGCUCUUCAGUCCUUUUGUUCAUUGUCUUCUCCCUGCUUUUCAUUUUGCUGCUCUUGGUGGUGCUCAUCAGGAAAAACAGCACUGCUGCCCUUAUCUGGAAUGAAAGAAUCCGGGAGAAAAUAAUCAAUUUUGUCAUGAAUCAGAGCAAAGAACAGAGGAUUUUAAAUUUUGUGCUGCAGAAUGCAGUCCGAGGAGACCCCUGUAGUGUGAUGGACACUAUAGAUAAGUACUGCUCCCAGAAGGAGUGGGCCAUGAAUGUGGGCGAUGAGAAAGGUUUAAUUCUAGACAAGACAGUGGAAGAGGUCAAUCCAUCAGUUGCACUGGAGCUGGGAACAUAUUGUGGUUACUCAGCAGUUAGGAUUGCUCGGCUACUGAAGGCAGGAGCUCGUCUUCUCACUGUGGAGUUCAACCCAGAAUUUGCUGCUAUAGCUAAACAGAUUAUUGAGUUUGCUGGAGUACAAGAUAAGGUAAAAAUCCUAGAAGGCCCUUCAGAGGAAAUUAUCCCCCAGCUGAAGAAAAAAUAUGAAGUAGAUACUCUGGAUUUUGUUUUCCUGGACCACUGGAAAGACAAAUACACACCAGACACCAUCCUGCUUCAGGAAUGCAACUUGCUGAGGAAGGGCUCGGUUCUUCUGGCUGACAAUAUCAUCGUCCCAGGAGCUCCAGAAUUCCUUAACUAUAUCCGCAACAACCCCCGUUUCCAAUGCACUAACUACCCAUCUCAUCUGGAAUAUAUGAAAGUGGAGGAUGCUAUGGAAAAGGCUGUGUUUUUGGGAUAAAGAGAGCCAUUAAUACUCAACAUUUGUUUCAAAUGAUGUAAAUGCAACUGCACAGGUUAACUUGUCCAUGCUUUAAAUUUGGGGGGUUUUGUACUUUGGAGCCUGUAAUUAAUGCAAGCGCUAGUGGACAUCAUUUUAGACCAAGUGGAAGCCAAGACUGGGAGUAAGUAGGGUAACUGCUGAAAGGUCUAUUCCAUUGUUUCACAUAAUUCAGCAAAGCGAAGUGAUGCGCAUUGCCUUGCCUUGACCAACGCAUCAUCAGUCUGUUAUUUUGAGCUUAAGCCUGAACCAUCAAAGUUUGGGCUUGGGGUAGGGUGGAGAAAGUUGCUGCAACUUCUGAAGAAUUGUGUCCCCAAGCUAAACUGAUUAAUCAUUGUAAAGAGUGGGAAAAAAAAAUGCAUGUUGCAAGAAAAGACCACUUCAGGAGCCCUGGUUUUUCUAAACUACUAGCAAGCCACUUAAUACAGUGAAGACUCCUAUCGUGAUACCAGAUACCUUUUUGCACAGUUACUGCAAAAGUUAAUAAUUUCUAUACUAGUGAAAAGAAGUGCAUCUCUACGCACUGAAAGAAGACUGACCCACGCAGUGAUGAGAAAAUAAAACAGAAUUUUGCAGAAGAUAAAGUUAUUUAUCUGCCCUUGCAGAGGUAGGGAAAACUGAAGUAGUAAAUAGAUUAAAGUAAACACAGUAACAGGUAACAAAACGAGCAGGCUCCUUCCAAAUAAACACCAAAACUACAUAAUGUCAGAGACCUUGAGAAAAUGCUGUUUAUUCCCUCAUAUUUACUUAUCCCCUCAUUAUACUCUAUAUGCAUAGUGCGUGCUUUUUAGGGCAAGGCAAGCUGCUUACUCUGAAGUUCUGUGUAAGUUUAAGACACUGUAAAUAAAGACCAGAGGCAAUGGGUUUUACCAGAUGGGUCCUGCACACCCUGGUUGACCUCAGUGUCGUUAACACGAUGUGAAUAGAGAGGGUUGUCACUAAGAAGGUACGAAGCCAAAUCUGAAGUCUCCAACUCACCUGAACAAUGCAAAAAUCCACUGGCAUUUCCUGGCAUGUCCUGCUAUGAUUAUAUAAUGAGGCAAUGGUUGCAUUUAUAAAUAAAAACUAAAAAACAAUAGAGCAGGCAUGUGACUUCCUUUGUUUCCCAUGAAUUCUGCACUGCACUUGGGAUUUCUAGCCUUGGAACAGCCACAGAAAGAUCCAACAGCUGAAAAUCAGAGUGAAAAUCAGGGAUAACCAGGGAUUCUUUCAGACCUGUAUCAGCUUCUUCCUUUUACAGUCCAUCUUACUGAAGUGGUAUCUAUCCCGGCCUGUGCAUUCCAGAAAAUCCACCUCCAGGACACAAAUAAAUGAGCACAGCAGAGAAUUUCCGCACAACAGGAUAAGGUGACAGAGUCAGUUUAAGAAAUGGACCAAGCAAACCAUGGUGACCCAGCCAGCUCGUAAUGUGUGCAUUUCACAGGGAUAUGAGAAGGCAACAUCAAAGUUUCUUGUAACAAUUUAAAUUCUGCCACAUUGAGAACCACACAAGAUUUGCUAUACUGGAUAAAAUCACACAGAAGCAGCCCCUUGUGACUCUGUUGUGCUGUCUGUGGAGGAGCAGAUGCUGAGCUCUAGCACUUCCAUCUCAAAGUCAAUGAUUUAUUCUGCAAGCUUGCUUAGCAGCACACCCUCUUGGUAUUCGGGCUCAACUCAAUGUCACUGGGCCGAAGUCCUUCAGGCGAUUCCAAGCAAUUUUUGCAAAAUUUGCAAAAGAAAAUCAUCUUCAAGCCCAUUUACUGGCAUACACAAGUUUCUAGAGCACACAGGAAAAAUCUGGAUACAUACAGUUGACCAGGAAUUCUUUCUGUACACCUAAGGUCACAAGUCCAAAGAAUCCUCUAUUGUUCCUAGCUUUGAAGACCUUUGCAGCCAGACACUCCUGCCAUAGCAGGGCACUUAACACAUACUGAUAACCAAACCAAAGUCUCAGAUACACACUUGAGGGUGUGUAAGAGUAAACAGGUAAGACUGUUCUGCACUUUACAAGAGAAGAUCAGAAAAAUACAUUCCUACUGCUGGUUAAUGGCCAAAAUUACUGUCUGAGAGACUGUCAAGGAAGUUAGGGAAGGAGGGAACCUGUAGAGUUAGCACAGGUAUUUCGAAAGAUGCAUUAGUGAAUAAUGUAUAUGUAAUAUAUGUGCAAAUAUAGCAGCCACCUUUUAGUAUAAAAAUGGCAUUUUAAUUCUUUAGAAAGGAUCUCCCACAUAGCAAAUUGUAAAAAUAAACACAGUGUAUGUAUCAUCAGAUUAUUUACAGAAUUCCAUACGCAAGAAAAAUUUUUCCACUUGAUCACACUUCUGAAAUGCUCUUAAUUAUUGGUGGCAAGGGAUGAAAAAGAAAAAGCCUGACUCAGUUUGCAUGACUGACAAUUAGAAAAAAGGCUUUUGGUCAGUUGAGCAAAUAUGAUCUGGAGUCACUGACACAUAAACAUGAAAUCUCCCAGGGAGAAGAGUUGCUUUUCAAAAUAAAAUCGCGCUUUGAAUUCUGGGAGAAGCAAAAGGUAGACAAUGGAUCUUCUAAUUCAAACAUGUUCUAAAAACCUACUGAGUGUUACUGCAGUAUCAGCCUAUUGCAAUUAGAAGACAACCUAUUUUUGCACAAAAGAGGUAUGGAACUGCAUCUGGAAGAAUGUGUUUAUUAUAAAGACUGGCUGCUGCGAGUGUACCACUGACAGAAAGCUCCCCAUGGGAAGAACUCCCCUAAAACAACACCCAGCUUUCAGCAAAUUCACACAACUCAUGCCACGAACGGUUGAUCCCACCAAAUACUGGUGAUUGAGAUCUGUUCUCCAAAUGACAGCUACUCUCUAGUUUGUCUUAGUGAUUCAGGCAAGACAUGACAGUGAGGUCUGGUUUCUGCCAGAGCCUCUUGGUUACCUCAAAGGGACAUGAUGUUGUCAUUCAAAAUAUUGAACUGGUUCUUUAAAUCAGCAUACAAGAGAGGAGGACAAUUUUUGAGGAAGUCAAACCCAGCAGUAGUCCCUUACGCUUCCCAAUUUAAUACCAAAUUGAGCAUAACAGCAUCCAGGUAGCAAUCCUUACAGCAGAAAUUACUCAUUAGAGCAAACAGCAGUCAUCAUACAUUUGUACAGGAGCUUGUGCUUCCUCCCACUGGUAGGAUGAAGUGAAAAGCACCCCACUGAAGAAUUUUGAGCAAUGAGUCCAACAUCAGACACAAUGAAGAGAAACCCAGAAACCCCUACAAGAGCAGCAAGAGACCGCUGAGAUCCCAACUCUCUCACCAAAUGUGACACCACUGGGGCAGCGAUGCAUGCUUAUUUGGUUGUCAAUCAAUUAGGAAUCAAGCCUAAGGUAUCUUUUGCGUAGCAGCUAGCUGUGUUUGCUGUGCACUAAAUGCAGCAAAAGAGUUUUAGUCUUUGCCUCUGCCUCUACAGCUCAGUUAAUGGUCCCAUUAUAAAACAAUCUCCCAUUGUAAAAAAAUCCUCUCUGUCAGCUCACACUGGAAUGAGAUUCUGCCAUUGCUGUGCUUCGGUUGCACAGAGACCUUGACAGUAAGACGCUGGGGAAGAGGCCCAUGCAGACAGCAUAUUCCCCCAAGGCACAGCUGAAACCUGAAACAGAUGAGGGCUGCGAUAUUUCUUGCCCGUUGUGACCAGGUUAACCUUUCACCUGUAGGACUCACUGCUUCCAUUUGCCCAACCUGUGAUAAGCUGGAAAUGAAAUCACUUUGACAGCUAGAAAAGGUCAGUUGUAGAAACAACAUACUUGUUUUAGCUCAGGACCUCACCUACAGCAUCUGCUAUUCAUCGCCUAUUAGUGCAUCCACAAAGAAAAAAUCCGAUUCCUCACUGCAGCGGAACGCUGAUGAUACCUAGCCCAGAAGCCCACAUCUUACCACAGCACUUGUGAAACUGGAUCCUCCAGCUGCAAGAACAGAAUCUGGAGAUGAUUUUACAAAACUCCUGGGGAUGCAUUCAGGACAUCUGAAAUGAGGAAGGCAGGCAAGCUGAAGAUGACCUUCCAAGUGCUGUUUGCAAGCAUUCACAAGUAAAUGGAACCUUACAGUGCUGUGAAAGGUACAAUCAGGCAUUAACAUAUGGCAAACUCCGUUACUGGCAAUGAUUCAUCAACCUUUCACUCACAGAAAACCUGACCUCCGCUCUAUCUGUAAGACCUUGCAGAACACUCAUGUCAAGAUGUACUGGGUUUUGUCACGCUUCAUGAAGGCAUGGCGGUAAGUACAAUGUGCUUAGGUGCAUCAGUCUCCCUACUGAUCUUAUCAACACAGAUGAACGUGCCCGGGAGAGGCAGUCCGCAAGAGAAUCAAGAUCUGUCGGUAACUGCCUGCUACUUGAAAUACACGGUUGACUUUUCGGUAUCGGGAUUUUUCUCCCCCACGCAACAACAAAUGUGAAAUGUUUGGCACAUCCUCAAAAUAACAGUUUCUCAUCUCAACCAAAACUCACGUUGGUAUGAUAAAGAUUUUCUGUUAUUCUUACACACUUGUAUUUAUGAGAAUACUUGCACACAUUUCAGAAAAGAGAAAUCUUUGUAAAGUUACAUGGAUUUUAUGAUUAAAUUGGGACAGGUUGAUAACUUCACAAAUGGAAAAUCCAUCAGCAAGUUAGGCUUGUGGUCCCAAAUGUGCAGGCCUUUGAACAGCGACGCAGGCGUCUUUCCCACAGAAAUAUGCUUGUAUAUUAAAAAGUUAAAAACCCCAUGAUCUGCAGGAUCAUUACAGGACUUCGUGCUACAACUCCAGCAUAUGGCAAUAAAUCAAAAAUUUUCAGCUAUACCAGUUUAAAGGAUAUUCCAACUGCCCUCAUUACCACUGACCUUUCACUAACACAGAGUGCUGACCUGAGCUGGGGUUGAAUAAUCCCUGCCCACAGAAAAAUGCUGUUGCAAAGCCAAAGAAUAUUUGAGAUUCUUUAUGUAAUAAAAAGAUAAACAAUGGCACAUGUAUUCUUUCCAGGCAUGGUUUAUUGAAAACACACCAAAUUGUUAUCCUACAUACCUGGUUUCUAACAAGCAUUCUACUUGUCUGCAUUAUGGAAAGAUCCUAUAGUAAUAAUACAUUCUGUCACGGUAACAUUUGUUCUAUGAAAAACAUAAUCCACCUUUUUUUUUUUCCUCUCCAUACUUGUAAAAUCAAACCAUUCUAAGUGUUUCAGUUUAUAGUACAGUGUAAAUACAAUGCAAAAUCCCACCAGUCUAAACUACAGAGAGAAUGUUGAGCAGUAUUACAGAAAACACACUGUUGAUUUUUUUUUUUUAUUCUCCUACCAUGAAAAUUUUAAGGCACAUGAUAGUUACAAACACAUUAGCUACUAAUUACCAGUAAGCUUCUUAGUCUAGUUAUUUUGUUUUUCUGAACAGUAAGAACCAGAUUGGCAGGCCUUGUAGUAUCUGCGUUAUCUUCCUUCCCACCUUGGACUUCAGAACAUCCUACCCUGAUGUAAAACUUAAGACAGAAAAAAAAAAGGUUCAUAAUACCUUCCCCUUAAAUGCACUAGAUUAGUUACUGUACCAGUAAAACAGAGAGUUCCUCUGUCGAAGAUAAGGAAACACGAGAUUUUAGGGGCAUCAAACCAAAGAACUUUUGCAAGAAACUAUGCCUAUAUAAACAUCUUCAAAAACUGUGAGUGCAUGACUCCACCCCAACAGCACAGAAACGCUGGCUGAAGUUAUUGGCACACCGUAGUUUUCACUGAGCGGGCAGUCGGACAGCAGAAGAGGCUACAACCACUCUAACGUGCCCGUUUGGCUUCUGAAGCUUUCCUUACUCAGAGGGUUCAACACGUGCACCUCUCCCACAGGUAGCUGAGCCUAUACGCUCAACUGUAAGGCAAGUAACAGAAGGUAACUCACCACCUUCAAUCUCAUGGAACUGCUCUAGGAGUGAAAACUGCUUUGCCUAGCAUAAGCCUUGCAUGCCAGAAAGGAUUACUGAAAACUGCUCCUCAGAGCUGGCAAGAACUUACUGAUGGACUGUAACAGUUAAACACGCUACCCCCUGCUUUCCUGAUGCGUCACCGUGAGUCAGUUCCUGCUCCCCAAGUCAGUCCCUUUUGCGGUGUCUUGGCAACAGAGACAAGAUUUGCUUUCCUGAUACAGACACAUUCAGAAUCCACACGUCUGAGUGCCCGAGAGCAGAACUAGGAUAGGCAGGUGUUUUGACCAGAAGGCACUGAAGAUCAGGACCUACGGCUGCCCAAGCUGUUCUCUGGGGAGCAUUUCAAGCUGGCAACACAUCUUGAGUUGUCAAGUUACACUUAUGGCUAAAUUGCUAUUUAACUCCCUGACAGAAACAAAAUGUCCUAAAGCCUUGCUUUUGCACAAUCCUCCUCGGAGUCUGCAGACAGACAGACUGACCCGGGAAGCUGCAAGCACAAUUGCUCGCACGCUCAACACCAAACUUGAUGCUUCUCCAGGGGAGUCUCGACACACAAUAUUUCUUUUAAAACCUCCACAGCUUAAUGAAGAUGCUUGGGAGAUGUGCAAGUCACCUCCCUGCGAAGGAAGUUCUGCAGUAAUUAUAUACCAUCCGAAGUCCCCCUCU